AUUUAAAUUCGGCAACAUUGAUAUACUCACUGUCGCUGUCGUUCCCGUUCUAUAAAUCGGUUCUUCGAUGUCGGUGCUUGCAGGAAGUGUAAUGGAACUGCAAGCAGUGCUUGUGCUAUGCGGACUGGGGGUAGCUGGUGCUGCAGUCCUCCUGCUGAUGGGAUUGUUCUCAGCAUCGGGAACAAGCUAUGAGGAAGCGAUAGCUCAACAAAGACGAGCAACAAAUGAACUGCUUGCUUUGGCUGAAAACAAGAAUAAAUCAAAAAAGACCAAUAAGAAAGCUAAUAAGAAGUUGGCAAAGAAAGAAAAGAAAGAAAAUGCCACAGUGGCAACAGGUAGUGAGCCAGAAAGCGAGGCCCCAGCUGAGAGUGGAGUGGAAGAUGACUCGGUUCCCGCCAAACAUCAUGUAGAGUUUAGCCCUCCUAUCGUAGUUGAAGUUCAAAAUGACACACCACCUCACAUCAAGAUUCGCAAACGCGGCAAGGAUCCUAAAGUAAAGCCGAUAUUGUUAAACAAAGAGGAUCCGAGCUGUGUUAGCGAUCCAAGCACGACGGCGACGCCGGUCGCAGAGGUUUCUAACCACUUUGAGGAAAUGCACCCCAAGGACGACUUAGAAUUAUUGCACGCUUCAUUAGAAAAAGUAGCGGAGAAGAAAGAAGAGGUAGAGAAAAAAGAACAGAAAUCUGCGAAACAAACUAAGAGCGGCAAAGCUCCUCCGAAACAGAAUGUGCCGGAGACAGUGAAAGAGGAGUUGCGGAUCAACGCUGAAGCGCCACUUGAACAGCGCAAGGUUAAAAAGCAAGAAAAGAGGCCAAUUAAUGAUGCUGUAGAUGAAGUGGUGCCACCGUUGAACGCGCCGCAACCGAGCGAGCUCACAACAGACAAAUUGCUACGUAACGCUCUUCCAGCUGCACCUGCACCUGCACCUGAACCUAGACCAACACCUGCUUCUGCAUCUGCACCCACACCUGCACCCGCACCUUCACCGCCAGCGAAGGGCAAGAAGAAAAAGCCUGAACCGAACAUGCUCUCUCUCAUCGCGGACGGCGGCGUGGCGGUGAGCGAGCUGCUGCGCGUGCUGCGCGAGGCGGCGCUGUCGCGCACCGACAUCCAGGUGCUCACCGACGCGCUGCUCGACAAGCACCACGACCCGCUGCCGCAGCACUCCGAGUGGACCGAGGUUUCGCACUCUAAUUCACACACCAAACCUCCCCCGCUAACACCCCAUACCCGACUCGAUCGAAUAUCCUACUGGGACACGCCAAAUGACACUAAGUUAAUAAAUGAAAAAUCUGGUCCCAACGAUCCCAUGCAGAAGUUAAAGAAACAAUUAGCUGACAAGGAAAAGGCGCUUGCAGACGAAAUAGAAGCUUCUCAAGCACUGCACGCUAAAUUGAAGGAGCUCAGGGCGAGCCUGAACGCGGAGCGCGCGCGCGCCGGCGCGGCGCGGGCCGCGGCGGAGCAGGCGGCGGCGGCGGCGCGCGCCGAGCAGCACACGCUGGCCGCGCGCCUGCAGCGCCUGCUGGACGACAACCACGCGCUGGCGCAGGACAAGCUCGUGGUGAGCCCCGCCACGCGCCUGGAGGGGGCUUGGUGGGGGGGGGGGGAGAGUUACGCGUCGUGUGUUACUGUAGGGCUUCAAGCUAAGCUAAACGAAGAAAGCGAAGCUCAAGCGCAACGCGUUCAAAUGGAGAUGCACAUUCAGAGAUUAUCAGAGAGUCGGAUAAGGGGAACGAGAGGGCGUGGUAGUAACGAAGUGCACGUGCAGUCGGAGGCGGCGCUAGUGGCGCAGCUGGGCGCGCUGCAGGCGGAGCUGGGCGCGCGCGCGCUGGAGGCGGGGCAGGCGCGCUGCGACGCGGCGCUGGCGCAGCAGCACGGCGCCGAGCUCGCGCAGCAGCUGCAGGAGGCCAACCGCGCCUACGCCGAGCUGGAGCAGCAGCGGCAGUGCGCCGUGCACGCCGAGCAGCUGGCGCAGCAGGAGCUGCGGGCGCUGCAGGCGCGCCGCCCGGGUAUCACUGAACUACAAAACGAAGUCCAGCGUCUUACAACCCGAGCACAGACUGCUGAAAGUAAUUUAGAGAAAAUCAAGGAAGAAAUGGAGAAGGAAAAACAAGAGUUAUCAAAAGAAAUCGCAUCAUUACAAGAACAACUAGCUGUCCGCGAGUCCGAGUUAGCAGAACUGAAGCAAUUGAAAGCAAUUCCCGCGCAAAAUGGAUUGUCUAUUAACAGCAAUAACGAUGAAGAAAAGGUUGCAGAACUAGCUAAAGUAGAAAGUUUUGUUGAGUCGCUUCGCAACGAACUUGCUUCGGCGCAAAAAAGCAGUGCAGAGCAGAAGCAACAACUGGUCAGUCUACAGGAACAACUGGCUCAGUAUAGAGAGAAGAAUAAUGAGUUGCGAACUAAAAACUGGAAAGUAAUGGAGGCGUUACAAACCGCCGAAAAGGCUCUCGCAACGAAAACGACGCCCGCGAUGCCGGCCCGAGACGAAGCUGUAACUAAAGCAGAAGCGCAACAUUUCAUUGAAGUAGCAAAUGUCCUCCGAUCCGUAUGUCCAACGAUUGCUCCUACAUCUAAAGCAGGAAAGGAAUGGCUACAUAUAUUCGCGGAGACACUCAAAAAAGAACUGGAAACAAGGGAAGCUGAGAAGAAACAAAUUGAAAAAGAACUGUCGUCGAAAUUGUUAGAAAAAGAAAAGGAGAGGAAACAACUCGAAAUAGAUUUCCAAAAGACAUUGCAAAAAGAAAAAGAUUUAGUAGCUAAAGAGAUUGAAAAUAAAUUGCAACAACAGAUAAGGGAGAAAGACUUAGCGAAGAGUAGUCUCGAAGACCAGUUGCGACAGAAGUUAUCGGAAGAAGUAGCUACUAAGAAACAACUAGAAUGUGAAACACUACCAGUGACUGACGACUCCCGAGUCAAACAUUUAGAAGCACAAAAUGAACAAUUACAAAGCCUUGUCAACAAAUACAAGAAAAUUAUUGAUGAUACCGAGGGAGUGCUGAGCCGGCUGCAGCAGAACGUAUCGCGCGAGGAGCAGCGCUGGGCGCAGCAGCUCGCCGACAAGCAGCGCGAGCUCGACGCGCUGCGCACGCGCACGCUGGCGCAGAUGCAGAAUAAAAUUGAUUCGCUACAGGCGGAAUUACAGAAAGUGCAAACGAAAAACAGUAGCAAUAGCUUUGCAGACACGGAAAGGUUAACAGAGGAAAAAUUGAUGGCUGGAUUAUCUGACAAACACGACUCUGAAGUACACAAUGGACCAAUACAGGUUGGAUUGGAAGAGAAAUAACAUACAGAAAAUAUAAUGUACAAAUC
This is a messenger RNA of Melitaea cinxia (Glanville fritillary), 3309 nucleotides long. RefSeq names its product ribosome-binding protein 1. NCBI's taxonomy places the organism in Eukaryota, Metazoa, Arthropoda, Insecta, Lepidoptera, Nymphalidae. Gene Ontology annotation, cellular component: endoplasmic reticulum membrane. The coding region runs from base 68 to 3283 and encodes 1071 amino acids. The record is from RefSeq and is a predicted model, not a curated record. The transcript has 21 exons.